AUGGCGUUUGAAGACCGCUGCAGUCCUAAUCAAGCGAACAGCCCUGGGCCGGUUACUGGAAGAGUGCCAGCACCGCACGCAGAGAAUCCGAUGAACUACUGUCCUCAGAACCAGUAUACAUGUACAACGAUAGAUUCAAGGUACGAAAGAUCUUCCCCAAACAUGACUAUAGUCAAAGUCCAGCCAAAUUCACCUCCACCAAGCCCAGAGCAUCAAAACGAAAUGGAGAACUUCCAAAACUAUUACCGCCCUGAAACGCCAGACGUUAAACCUCAAAUUAACCAAGAAGAUCAGAGAUUUGAUUCAGAAAAACUUAGAAACCAGAGACAACCGCCUUCUACACCGAUAGCUUUCUCAAUUAAUAACAUCUUACAUCCUGAAUUUGGCUUGAAUGCGAUUCGAAAGACCAACAAAAUUGAAGGCCCUAAACCAGUUGGUCCCAAUCAUAGUAUUUUGUAUAAACCAUACGAUUUAUCGAAGCAAAAUGAAUUCCAGAAAUAUAGUUUUGAUUAUUUGAAGUCUAAAGAACCAGAUUUUAGUUCGUUGCCGCCUUUAGGAGGCCUGAGGCAAACGGUAUCACAAAUUGGGGAGCAGAUUCAUAAAGAAAGAGAGAUCCCUAAGGUGCCUGAAGCGCAGAAGAGGCCGGAUUCUGCCAGUUCCGUGGUGUCAUCGACGUCUAGUGGCGCUCCAUCUACUUGUGGUAGCACAGAUACAAAUAGUCAGUCAGGAAAUGGUGCAUUAUGGCCCGCUUGGGUGUAUUGUACUAGAUAUAGCGACAGACCCAGUUCUGGUAAGUUUUUUUUUUAA
Molecule: messenger RNA, 807 nt
Organism: Arctia plantaginis
Lineage: Eukaryota; Metazoa; Arthropoda; Insecta; Lepidoptera; Erebidae
Source: the annotation of a GenBank genome assembly